Messenger RNA from Tarenaya hassleriana, 1357 nucleotides. Its product is annotated as transcription factor AIG1-like. NCBI's taxonomy places the organism in Eukaryota, Viridiplantae, Streptophyta, Magnoliopsida, Brassicales, Cleomaceae. The transcript is spliced from 2 exons. Bases 105 to 1082 code for a protein of 325 amino acids. Gene Ontology annotation, biological process: regulation of DNA-templated transcription. The record is from RefSeq and is a predicted model, not a curated record. Gene Ontology annotation, molecular function: DNA-binding transcription factor activity; protein dimerization activity.
CCUUCUUCUUCUUCUCCAAAACCCUUUGUCCCGAAUCUUCUUCUUCUCCUCUCUUUCUUGAUCUUUUCCCCAUAAUUUUUUCUCAAAAAAAAAAUCACUAAAUCAUGUAUGCGAUGAGAGAAGAAGACUGUUUCCAAGCGUUACACAACAACAUACAAGAGUACCAAGACCAAUUUCUUCUUCAUAAUAACCAACACCAACAAAUCCUGCCGUGGACCGUCCCUUCAUUCGACCUGACCCGCAGCAACCAUGACUCGCCUCCCUUCGGAUACUCCUACUUCACCCAAAGAGACGGUUUCGGAGGAUCUUCGGGUCCAUCCAUGAAUCAUCAUCAAAACCAUCUCCGGGUCUUGUCAGAAGCUCUCGGACCCAUCAUGCGACCCGGGUCGGACUUUGGUCGGUUCGGGUUCGACGGAGAGAUGGGGAAAAUGACGGCUCAAGAGAUCAUCGAUGCUAAGGCUUUAGCUGCUUCCAAGAGCCAUAGCGAGGCCGAGAGGAGACGCCGAGAGAGAAUCAAUAACCAUCUUGCUAAGUUGCGUAGCAUAUUACCAAAUACAACCAAAACGGACAAAGCAUCGUUGCUUGCGGAAGUGAUCCAACACAUGAAGGAACUGAAACGACAGACAUCUCUGAUCUCUGACACGUGCCCUGUCCCGACGGAAGCCGACGAGCUGACAGUGGAUUCGUCAUACGACGACGGGGAUGGCAACGUCGUAAUAAAAGCGUCAUUCUGCUGCCAAGACAGGACUGACCUCAUGAAUGACGUCAUCAACGCGUUGAAGGAACUGCGUUUGAAAACGCUCAAGGCGGAGAUCACGACUGUCGGCGGCCGCGUCAAGAACGUGCUUUUCAUAAGCGCCGAGGAAGAUCCUAGAAGCUACGACGACGAUAACAGCAAUCACAAUUAUGGCGACGAUGAUGACGACGAUGAACAAAAGAAAUACAAUCGAGUGAAUUCCAUACAAGAAGCUUUGAAGGCAGUGAUAGAGAAAUGUGUUCACGGGGAUAACAAUUUCGAUCAGUCUUCUUCAGGAGGCGCCAAGAGACAAAGAACUAAUAGUGUUGUUAAUCGGCGUUAUUGAUCAAAUCAACACAAUAGAUAAUCUUAAUUUAGGUUAUAAUCUUAUAAUUACGUGCGGUGGUAAUGAUGAUUCCGAAUCAACAGGGUUUCUGUUAAUUGGGUUGAUAUCUUGUUUCAGUUGUAUUUGUGGGUUUUUCUUCUGUGUUUUAUCUAUGAAGAUCCCUUGGUUUUUAGGGUUUGUAAUGAUGGGUUUGGUUUCUCAUUGUACUUGAGACGAUGUAAAUGUAAAAGUGCUUGCUUUUAAGAAUGAAAUCGAGUGAGUUUGCGUUAUAGAUA